Aphanomyces astaci is the source of this 1329-nucleotide messenger RNA. Its product is annotated as tRNA(Ile)-lysidine synthetase, variant 3. The transcript is spliced from 5 exons. The record is from RefSeq and is a predicted model, not a curated record. Gene Ontology annotation, molecular function: ligase activity, forming carbon-nitrogen bonds; ATP binding. Lineage: Eukaryota; Oomycota; Saprolegniomycetes; Saprolegniales; Verrucalvaceae. Gene Ontology annotation, biological process: tRNA processing. Bases 9 to 836 code for a protein of 275 amino acids.
AUUGCAUCAUGGCAGGCCUAUCGCAAGUGACGGCAGUCACGGCGUCCGCAUUCCGACAGUUGAUGGAAUCAAUCCCAAAGACGCAUCGUAGUGGGCGCGUGGCUAUUGCUCUGUCCGGCGGAGCUGACAGCACGGCGCUGCUCAUGCUUCUUCGAGAAUACGUCGUCCACCCAAACCAGGUCCUCGCCGUCACAGUCGACCACGGCCUGCGUCCUGAAAGUGCUGACGAAGCGCGGCAUGUGGCAUCGUUUGCCACCAAGUACAACAUCCCACACCAGAUCCAUCGCCUUCGUUGGGACGAUAUCCCCGGCAAGUUGCCUCGCAGUCAGCUGCAGAUCCAAGCGCGCCUCCGACGGUACUCCAUCCUAGGCGAUGUGUGCACCCGCGAAGGCAUUCAUGGGCUCUACGUCGGUCACCACUUGGGCGACCAGCUGGAAACCCUGCUGUUCCGUCUUGGUCGGGGCAGCGGGUGGAGCGGCCUCGCAGGGAUGCCCGCCUGGUCUCUGUUCCCAGUGCCGCAUCCAACGUUCAGCCGCGACCUACACGUCGUGCGGCCGCUGCUGGCCGUGAACAAAGCCCAGCUAAAAGCUACGUGCAACCGAUUCGGCCAGGAAUGGGUCGAAGAUCCAUCCAACGACUCGGAGGACUUUGACAGAAUUCGCAUUCGAAAGCAAGUGCGAGCGCUGGGCGCAUUGCCUGGGUCGGAUGCUCUUGAACACGGCUUGGCGCUAUUGCAGCAGCAUGCUAGGGAGGCACAUGACGACCUCCAGCUAGCAGGUACACUUCGAUACCCCGCUGCAUGUUUGUACAUGUUCUAUCUAAUGCAGUGGGUUUGACCACUUGCUUUGUCCAUUAUAGAGCAAUUCCUACGGGAAAAGUACGUGAUUGUGAAAUCUCCCGUUGCAGUAGAGUUGCUCGACUCGUUUCUGGACGAUCCGUUGAUGUUUGACGAACUUGCAAUUCGAGUCCUCACUGGCAUCGUAAGAGACGUCGGAGGAAAGGCAUACCCGCCGCGCGUGUCAUCUGUGGCGCUGCUGCUGGCAUCUCUCCAGCACAAGACACUCAAGCGAAGCACCACCCUCGGCGGGUGCUUGGUGCGCAAGAAGCGCGGAUGCGUCGCGUUUGAGCCGGAAGUCCCCCAACACACCCUGCACACGACACUGCCAUGACGACGCGCUAAUAUUUUGUCAAAACAUAUUGCUUCCAUUUCUGGUUAAAAAAAGAUGUACGCGUCCCGAGAACCUAAAAAGUCCCCGCCCAACAUUGCUUCUAAUUCCAUUCGUCGUUGAACCUUGUAUCGUGCAAUGUCGGCAGAGUCUUCUUUGGGGG